Kuraishia capsulata CBS 1993 is the source of this 876-nucleotide messenger RNA. RefSeq lists its product as uncharacterized. Lineage: Eukaryota; Fungi; Ascomycota; Pichiomycetes; Pichiales; Pichiaceae. The transcript has a single exon. Gene Ontology annotation, biological process: spliceosomal complex disassembly. Gene Ontology annotation, cellular component: U2-type post-mRNA release spliceosomal complex. The record is from RefSeq and is a predicted model, not a curated record. Bases 1 to 876 code for a protein of 291 amino acids.
AUGUCUUUUAACAGAAGAAAGGCGAAAGUCAUAAUUAGUAGGGAAGAUGAAGACGAUUUUGAGGAAUUGGGGAAGGUGUCAGACGUGACGGCGAGGGAUACCAUGAAGGGUCCCUUGCGAGAGCAUGAUAUGAUCUCCAUCGAGCAAGAAUUGGACUCUUUCGAUAUCGUGAUAAAAAAGCCCAUUAUCCCAAAAAACAAUGGUUUAAAAAGGAGAAUUCAAGAAGAAAGGUUAGCUCAAAUGACUGAAGGGUUGAGUAUCGAAGCUGCAGCGAAUGCAUUGGAAAGGACCGACGGGAAUGAAGAUUUCAAUAAUACCAACAUUGUGGAUCCUUCUGUUGUGAAGGAGUUGAUCAGCCGUAAGCAGCGGACGAGGGACCUGAAUGCUGCGAUCAAUACAGAGGAGUUGAGCUCUGAAGAAGAAAUAAUACGAAUUAAGGACGCUGUUCAGGACGAACUCGAAAGCGAUGGGCUCUACGAUGUUGAUAUGGACGAUGCUUUUGCAGAUGAGAGGCUUGUUAUUGGUGAAAAUGAAGAAUCAAUUCAACAGCGACAUUUCCGCGAGCAAAUCGAAACUGCCAUUGAAGAAGCCCAGGCGAGUGACGAAGAGCACUCGGAUGCAGGAGAAUGGGAGAAGAAUCAGCUUGGUUUGGCAAGUUCUACAAAUCACCAAAAGUCCAAGGUGAAAUUCAGGAGGAUCCCGAAACUAGACGAACAAUUGACAAAGAUGAGAACCAAACUGGAAGAAGCGAAGGAACUACACGCUACCAAUGUCAAGAUACUGGAGAGAUACACACUUAAGGGACAUACUCUCAAUGAGGAGGAACAAAAGAUUGCGAAAAGAAUGCAUGACACGAUCGUCAUGAUCAAAGAGUAG